Aspergillus calidoustus is the source of this 1077-nucleotide messenger RNA. NCBI's taxonomy places the organism in Eukaryota, Fungi, Ascomycota, Eurotiomycetes, Eurotiales, Aspergillaceae. The record is from the annotation of a GenBank genome assembly.
AUGGACGAUACGGACUUCAUAUUCAAGCCGAGUUUAACCUCAUGGAAUAGAGAUGACAACUCGGGGGCGAGUGCUGUCCCAGUGCUGAAACAAGGCCAUAUCGUACCUACUGUCCAAAGCUCCAUUCUCGAAUUUCUGAGUAUCGCACAAGCACUCAAUAUCGAUAUUCUUCCCAUCACCUGGCAGCCAGCCCUUCCGACGAUUGGCGAAGGCGCAACAGCAUAUGUAUUACAAAGCCCAUUCGCGGAAAAUGCGAGAUUCGCGUUCAAACGGAUGAGGCCAGUGUCGCAAGAGGAAAAGAUCUGGAAUAUGCGGGCUUUGAUUGCAGAGCUGUUGAUUCUCGGCCAACCAAGCAUCCGGACACACCCCUGUAUAUCCCCGCUCCAGGGAAUUUGCUGGGAUGUUUCGUCGAUGACAGACGAGGUCUGUCCGGUCCUAGUAUUCGGGAAGGCAAAUAAUGGCGACUUGGGCACCUUUAUGGCGAGCACUGUCGGCCCAAGGCUUUCCUACUUCAGCAGAGUGGCAAUGUGUUUCCAAAUGGGUGAUGCAAUCAGGACGAUGCAUGAACUAGGGGUUGUUCACGGCGAUAUCAAGCCUCAAAACGUCCUAGUAUUUGGUGGCCGCAACACGGUCCAUUUUGUACGGAUCAGUGAUUUUGGCUAUUCGACACUCUUUGCAAAACUGGAGGACAAAAUUCUUAUGCCCCAGACACCCCCCUGGAUUGCUCCAGAGUAUCACAAGGGUCAAGCGGUAGACCGUGCCGCUGCUCAGAAGAUGGAUGUCUACUCGUUCGGUCUCCUAUGUCUAUGGCUACUCUUCUACAACGUCCAUGUCCCGAGUCCAUCCACAUUCUACGAUGACAUUAAGAGCGGAACACUCCCAUUGGCCUUGGCAAUCCAGAAGGUUGAAAAUUUACAUGAUAAAGAGCAAAGGAACGCAAUACGUGAAUUCUUUACACAUUCGAUUUGCCCCUCUCCCGAGGACCGAUGCUCUAAUUUCAGCGAUAUGCUGAAGUAUCUUGGAACAGGAUGGUAUUUUGCACCCAUCCUCGAGCUCGUUCCGAUGCUAAUAGUUUGA